Paraphaeosphaeria sporulosa is the source of this 2170-nucleotide messenger RNA. RefSeq names its product seven-hairpin glycosidase. Gene Ontology annotation, biological process: carbohydrate metabolic process; N-glycan processing. Gene Ontology annotation, molecular function: calcium ion binding; mannosyl-oligosaccharide 1,2-alpha-mannosidase activity. NCBI's taxonomy places the organism in Eukaryota, Fungi, Ascomycota, Dothideomycetes, Pleosporales, Didymosphaeriaceae. The transcript has a single exon. Gene Ontology annotation, cellular component: Golgi membrane; endoplasmic reticulum. The record is from RefSeq and is a predicted model, not a curated record. The coding region runs from base 433 to 2112 and encodes 559 amino acids.
GACGACGGCCACGAUGCACACCUCUGUGAGCCAUCUGUUCAUCGACAGCUCAUGUGUAUCAACCAUCGGACAUCAUGCAUGUGCAGCUACAUGUCGUAUGGACUCCAACACGACUGCCCACCCGCCUAUCAAAGUCUAGCGUCCUGCGAUCGACAAGACAAGAUGCCUGUUCCUGACGACCCAAGGUGCUGGACGUUAAUUUGCAAUGCCUACAACUGCACACGCGCAACCUGUGAACCCAGCACAGCAUGCAUGGGAUCUCAUAUCAGAAGACGCGGGGCGAUAACAUGAGGGGCAUAAGAUGUCGUGGACGCCCUCGCACACCUCGUAGACAGGAGCGCUUUUGCCCGCUUGCAAGUGCUUAGGAAUAGAGACCAGUCGUUACUUUCUGUAAUCUCACAGAGUGUCAAAGACGCACCAGGGAACACUGGCAUGGGGCUCCUCUCUCAAGCAGUGCUCCUCUGCACGACCCUGGCAGGACUGGCUUCUACCGCGCGCAUCCCCCGCGAUGGCCCUUCUUACACCAAUGUGACUUACCCAGGCCAGAAAGGUGACGACUACGACUACACCGGCUUCGAGCAAAACCAGACCAAGCGCGCAGAUGCCGUCAUCGAGAUGUUUCGCUUCGCCUGGAACGGCUACUAUUCCAUCGCGUUUCCCAACGACGACCUCCUCCCCGUGACCUCAAACUACAGCAACAGCCGAAACGGCUGGGGCGUCACUGCCGUCGACGGUCUCGAUACCGCCAUCAUCAUGGAGCAGACCGACAUCGUAAACCAGAUUCUGGACUUCAUACCCACCAUCGACUUCACAAAGGUGGACACAGCCACGCGCCGCGGGGCGAGCCUCAGCGUCAGUCUCUUCGAGACAAACAUCCGCUAUGUUGGCGGCCUGCUCGCCGCAUACGACCUCCUCAAAGGUCCCUUCAGCCACCUCGACGUGGACGCAGACAAGGUCGAUGCCCUCCUCUCGCAGUGCGUCACCCUCGCCGACACCCUCAAGUUCGCCUUCAACACCACCUCCGGCAUCCCCGUCAACAACAUCUUCAUCAACAACGGCACAUUCGCCCCACGCUACCGCAUGGCAGACGGGACCUGGUCUGCCGGCCUCGCGGAGCUCGGCUCUCUCGUCAUCGAGUGGCAGCGCCUCUCCGACCUUAGCGGCAACCCGGAGUACGGCGACCUCGCGCAGAAAGCAAUGUCCUAUUUCCUCAAGCCCAGCACAGAGGUCUGGCCGGGCCUCACAGGCGGCAACUUCAGCGUCGAAACAGGCGAGAUCCUCGACGCGUACGGCGGCUGGACCUCGGGCAACGACUCCGCCUACGAGUACCUCAUCAAGAUGUACGUGUACGACCCAGACACGUACGCCCUGUACGGCGAGCGCUUCGCCGCCGCCGCAGACUCCACCAUCGCGCACCUCCUCUCCUCGCCCUCGACGCGGCCCGAUCUCACAAUGGCGGGUUCCUUCACCGGCCGCGCAGCCCAGAACUACUCCGAGGAACUCGCGUGCUUCAUCGGGGGGUCGUUCAUCCUGGGCUCCACCGCCAUGGACAGGCCAGACUGGCUCAAGUACGGCCUCGACUUUGCAGAGUUCUGCGCCAACGGGUACCGCUACGCGCCCGUGGGCAUCGGGCCCACGCUGUACUCGUGGAACCUGACGGAGCUCGCGUACCCGCAGUUCCAGAACCAGUCUGAUUUUUACCAGAAAAGCGGCUGGUUCGUCGACGACAACAACGCGCUGCUGAACGGGCAGGCGCCCGAGGCCGUCGAGAGCUGGUACUACGCGUACCAGGUCACGGGCAACCAGUACUGGCGGGACGUCGCGUGGGCGUACACGCUCGCCGAGAAUAAGACGGAGCGCGUGGGCAAGGGGUUCAGCGGCGUGCUGAACAUUUUCAAAGAGGACGGCGGCGGGUGGGAUAAUAUCAUGCAUAGUUUUACGCUCGCGGAGGUGCUCAAGUACCAGUAUCUGAUCCAGGCGCCUGAGGAAAGGAAGGGGAUCUGGGAUGUCGAGUAUGCCAAGGAUGGCGUUGGCAAAGGGGGAAAUGUAAACUACUUUAUCUACAACACCGAGGCGCAUCCGGUGAGGGUUGUGGCUAAGACGCCGAUAUAGACGAGGGGUGGUGAGGUGGGCUGGGACUUGUCUGGUAGCGGUAGCUAUACAGUUGCAU